This is a messenger RNA of Diabrotica virgifera virgifera (western corn rootworm), 4369 nucleotides long. Its product is annotated as neurotactin. NCBI's taxonomy places the organism in Eukaryota, Metazoa, Arthropoda, Insecta, Coleoptera, Chrysomelidae. The transcript is spliced from 6 exons. The coding region runs from base 496 to 2244 and encodes 582 amino acids. The record is from RefSeq and is a predicted model, not a curated record.
AACCUUGUUGUCAUUACGUGAUUUUUUUCUUCUUCUUCCGUUUCAAACAAAGAAAGUAGAUCGAAUAACUUCUACUUUUCAUUCAUCAUUUCUUCUUUUUAUGACUUUCGGACUUUCUGUGGAAAUAAAUCUUAGACAAGGAGUGGGGGUGUGCUGUGGACAAGGAAAGAAAGAGAAAUAAAUAAACAAUAAUAUUGCAAAUUUAAAAAGAACCUCCAAGUAGUAAAAUCACAGAUUUUUAAGAUAAAGGGCAUAAAUCAUUUAUAAUUACUAACAGUGAAACUAUUUUUUGGAACUAUUGUAAGGUGAUUCGGUACUUCCAAUGAAAUAAGUUAUUAAUUUUGUUGAAAAAUAAUGUCCACAAUUUUUUAAGGCUCCAAAAGUUUUAAUAUAACAUAAAAACAAUUCAAACAACAUACAAUUUGCAAGUGGUGUAUUAAAUAUGGGAUUUAAGUAGUAAUCUAUAAAACUCAAAUCAAGUUCUACUUUCUCAAAAUGAAGAGCAAGAUUACUAAAAAUGAAGGACAAGCAGCCCUAGGUUCAGUGGAAACUUUUGAUGAUCAAAGUGGCCAAGAGAAACUCAUUGAAGCAAACAAGAAGGUUGUGUUUCCCCAAAAUAGUGUUGAUUCAGACAGGGAAAGUCAGUCGAAAGUGGCAUUGUUUAUCACCAAAUUAAAUGCAUAUAAAGUUGCUAUCAGUGGGUUUCUUGUAUCUUUAUUAGUCAUAGCAAUUAUAGUCAUAAUUUCACUUGUUGGAAGUAAAAGUGUUAAGGAACCUUCAAGAUAUGGUACAUAUGUAGCAGCGCAGACUGGAUGUGGAAGAAUUGAAGGGUUAAUGGAAGACAGUGCUUUCACUUUUCGAGGAAUUCCAUAUGCUAGACCACCUGUUGAAGAUUUGCGGUUUAGACAUGCACAACCUCUGGACGAUGUGAAGUACUGCUGGAAUGGUACGUUUCUAGCUCACAAUUCCAGCGACGUUUGUCUUCAAGUACUCAGUAAUGGCACGAUAACAGGGAAAGAAGAUUGCCUAACCCUGGAUGUUGUUACUCCUUAUGUGAGAUACGAUAAUCCUCUUCCAGUAAUUGUGUUAAUUGGUGCCGAUAGUCUCAUGGGCGGAUCUCCUAGUAAGCUCAGACCGUCUGCAAGAUAUGCCAGAUCAAGGGAUGUAGUCUUUGUGAGACCUAACUUCAGGAUGGGAGCAUUGGGGUUCCUCGGUCUUGAAAUCCUUUCGGAAUCAGACCGUUCUAGAACAUCAGGAAAUUAUGGUUUGAGCGAUAUUUUGGCAGCAUUAAAAUGGGUGGAACUGAAUAUAGAACACUUUGGAGGUAACAAAAAUGCAGUUACAAUAUUCGGUCAUCGAGCAGGAGCAACACUCGUCACAGCACUCACUACAAUUCCAGGAGCUAAUAAAUAUUUCAUACGAGCAUGGGCGGCGUCCGGCGGAGCUAUUUAUCCUAAGAAAGAGAUAAAGAAAUCACAGAAAGAAAAUCACAGCUUCCUAGACUCCAUUCAAUGCGAAGAUGUGAAUUGUUUGAGAACUGUAGAUGCUACCAAGCUUGUCGCUGCAGUAGAAGAUACUUGGAGGAAACCUCAACCUGAUUUACCAUUUGUCGAUGAAGUUCCAGAGAAUAGACAUGAAUGGUUGAUAUUGGAUGGCCGCAUAUUAAAAACAUAUCCCCACGAAGUAUGGAGUGCGAACGUAGAUAGGCCCUUAAAUCUAAUUGUGGGAACCACAGCUCAUUCUGGGAGCUCAAAAAAACUGUUAAUGAAACAUACAGUUUGGACGAAAGAAAUGAUUAAACAACACAUAAUGGAAUCGUUUUUAGCGCAAUCGCCUCUUCUGGAAGAAGUUUUAAAGAUGUACCCUCUUACUUAUCAGGGUUUAAGUAAGAUGAUAUCAGAUAUAAGAAUUAUCUGCCCGCUGUUCGCUCUGUCUACUGAGAUGAGUAAAGUUCCUUUUUAUGUUGUCACUCAGACAAGAUUAGAACAUGAUCUUGCUGAUAUAGACUCUGACGUAGACGCGAUUUUAGGAAGAUACGAACCGAGAACUCCUGAACAGAGACGAUACUUUUCAGCAGUGCAGGGAUUGUUUUACCAUUAUGUUUGGAACGGUAAGAUGGAAGAUAAUCUUAUCGGAGAGAAGGUCUUGAUUGUCGAUCAGGAUGUUUUACCCAAUAACACGUAUUCACAUUGCAACUACUGGAUUAAGAAGAAUAUAGUGCCAAGAUAUGCCGCCCUUGACUAAAAUCAAAAAUGAAACACUUCAAUACAUGUUUGGAUAUGCAAGAGAUGUUAGAGCUACGCUACAAUCCAACAUCAAAGUUACGAACCUGUGCAGGGUGCAAAAGAAAAAAAAUACUCAAAAACUUUUGUGCAGAAAGGCAAAGGAAAAAGCGGCAAUAACUGAUAUUUCCUUGUCAAGUUAAUAAGACAGUAUUUAUUUAGGUUAGUCUUUAAGGGAUCAGUAUUAGAUUAUAUGUGAGUUUUUAUGAUAGAUAUAUUUAUACAUUUUUGUGUGCCAAACAUUAGAAUUGAGAGUAGAAUAAUAAUUAUUGCAUCUAUAAAGUCAUGUAAAGUAUAUACGUAUAUACAGGGUGUCCCGGAAAAUAGUGCGUUCGUUUAAGGUAUGGAGAGAAUACACAAUUUAGAACGAAAAAGUCCUAUACCAUUUUUUUCUAAAGUUAACCGUUUCCAAAAAAAAAGUUAACAUUGUUUUCCAUAUACCUGUAUUUUAAUGUUUGGAAAUUUUAAUAAACUGGCAACAUCGUACGCCCUACGGAAUAAUAACAGAUAAUAAGAAAUCAUUUGUGAUUGUGAUUUACAGUAUUUAUAAUAAUCCAACCUAAUAGUAGGUACUUAUGUAUUUACUAUUUGUUUACUAAAAUUAUUUUCUUUUGAAAUGUAUUGAAAUACCUGUUGCAUAAUUUUAAACGAAUUACACAUCUUUUAACAUAAAAACACAUCUUUUAACUGAACUAGUAUUAUGUAUUUAGUAAGAUUUAAAUGUGUUGAAUGCUGAGUAUUGCUGAGGGCUUUAACUGAAUUACAUAGUUUACAGUGGAACUUAAAUACACCAGAUAAUGUCUUAGUAAUUUGUUUACUUGUGAACUGAAAUAAUUAAGUUGUACUUACUUGAAAAUAAUUUUAUUAUACCGAAUAGAUGGUCCAAGUAACCCACUUUUACAAACACCAUUCAUACGACGAGAAAUACCGGCAAAACAUUUUGAAAAAAAUUAAUUAUAGUAUGCCUCUCCAUUUAGUGAUCUGCCAUAAAAAAUCAACGUAAUAACAUAAUAGGUAAUACACUCACGAUUCGAAAACAUUUUCGGCAUUGACACUAAACAGGAUUCUUUAAAACUAUCUGUUUACUAUCUGUCUUCUAUCUAUGUAUUUACAUGGGACUGUCUAUGCUUAAAUUUGCGUACCAAAAUGUAUUUUAAUUUUUUGGUCAAACGGUUGUAUUUAGAAAAAAAUGUUAUAAGAAUUUUUUGUUCUACAUGGUGCCUUCUACCUAUAUCUUUAAGGAACGCACUAUUUUCCGGGACACCCUGUAGAGGUGAAUUUGAUAAACAUUGAUUUUAUGUCGAUUCUUAAAAAAAUUUGGUUCUACUGAAGCCAAAAAAGCAUAUAAAAAGGCGUUUACGAAUGUCAUUUCGUAAUUUUCGAAAACUUCAAAUAUUGCUGGCCACGUAGUCAUGUUUCCCACUACGAAGUGGGUAAAAGUAAAAGUCUAUCUCCGAUAUUAUUAAUUUGAAAAUAACCGUUUCCACCAAUUCCUAAAAUUUGUAGGGCCUUAGAUUUACAAAGAUUUCUUUAAUUAAAUUUCUAUAGAGCAGAGUAAUAACUGUGAUGCUACUUCAUUCCUGACUAAAAGUUACUGCUUCCGCGGUUGUUGUCACUCAUCUGUUAGUGAUAACUUUAAUAUGAGCUUGAAAAUGGAUAGCAGCUACAGAAAACAUUUCAUUUAUAGAUGAUUACCAAAUAAUCCAUUAUUUGUCCAUAUCCAUGUCAAUUUGCCGAUAUCCAUGUCAAUUUGUCGAUAUCGUUCUCGAUCUUGCGCGGCACGUAAUAAUUCAUCUGCUGAUAAGCCAGUAGAGAUGUUGAAAAAGUAUCUAUUCGUUACAAAGUACUCGUUAUUACGAAUACCGGAAGUAACGAUUACUAUAGAGAGAGGCAAAUCGUAACUUUGAUUACAUUGAUAACUGAUUACUUUCGUUACUUCGUACCAAUCGUAUCAGAGCGAGUAACGACUAUUGUAUCUACUUUGAUUACUUUGAUUACUCUGAUUACUUUGUUACUUCGUACCAAUUGUAUCAGAGCGAGUAACGACUAUAUAGGGCUUUUCAUUCACAGUCAUUUGUUUCGAUCUC